UUUCUGCGAACACAUCAUAGCUCGGUUCCACUUGAAGGCGGGUCGGGCCCCCCAUUGUCUUCUUCCUGUAUUUCUGUUUUCCUCUUGAAUGGAUGUUUGGAUCUAUCAUUGUAUCCUACGAUGUAAAUAAGGAUGGGUUUAGGCAUAAAUUGGAUGAAGAGUUUUGGUGCGAAAAAGGGGCGACUCGAUGAUUCAUGGUGAAAUUGGAGAAUCUGUCAUGGCCUUUAUCCCAUUUCAGCGAUUAUGAAGGGACAAUUGUGGUUAGGACCUUAACCGAUAUGGGCGAAUUUUCUGGCGAACUGUAUAUAUCUCCCGUCAUGAGCCCGUUCGUUGCUGCAGAUGAAAAAGGGGUGCGUCAUGUUCAUAGCUCAAGCAGUGCUUGGGAGAUAUUCUGCUGCAUGGACUGGAAAAAUAAGCGGCGGCUAGCGGUCCCCAAAUCUCAAGACUCAAAACCUAGUUUCUCUCUCUUCGCACGCCGGAGGGGAAUGUCGCACUUCGGUAGAUCUGGACCGCCGGACAUCAAAGACACCUUCUCUCUCCUCGUCCUCAACAUUACUUUCCGUAUGCACUUCGCUCUUCCUUUUUUUGUUUUUUAUUUCCCGCGAUUUCUUCUAUUUCGUAGGUGGGUUUGUCAUGAGUAUUUUUUUUUUUCUGGUACGACUGCCGACGACUUGUUCCCACUGUUCGAUAAGUACGGGAAAGUGAUGGAUGUGUUUAUCCCAAGGGACCGAAGGACUGGAGAUUCGAGGGGAUUUGCAUUUGUGCGAUAUAAGUAUCAAGAUGAGGCUCAAAAGGCUGUUGAGAAGCUUGACGGGAAAGUGGUUGAUGGUAGAGAAAUAAUGGUUCAGUUUGCUAAAUAUGGUCUCAAUGCUGCGCGAAUGUUAGUUGUCAAAGGAAGAAUUGAGGAGCCUGUUUACAGGUCCAAAGGAAGGUCAAGAAGCCGCAGUCCUAGGCCAAGGAGUGAUUAUAGAGACAGAGAUUACCGGAGGAGAAGCCGAAGUAGAAGUAGGGACAGAUAUGAGAGAGAUCGUCAUCGUGGCAGGGACAAGCAUAGCCGCUACCGAAGCAGGAGCAGCCUAAGCCGCAGCUUAAGCCCUGAUUACCGCCGAGAACGUGGAAAAGACAAAUACAAUGUGGUUCUCCUCCUCCGAGGCGAAGCCCUAGCCCACAGAGGAGUCCUUCUCCAGUCAGAUCAUCAUGACUGCCAUCUGGAGGUGGAAGCCCGAGGGCCCGUAACCCGAAAGAACGAACCAUCAGCCCUAGAAGUGUCUCCCCUCGAGCUCGUUAUGAUUCUCGGAGCCAAUCUCCACGUUCUGAGGCUGAUCAUUCCCUGUCAUAUAUAUUCACCUCAAUUUUUGGACUUGUUUCACUGUGACAUUUGUUUUCCUUCUUUUCCCAUUAAUUGUCUACAGGAUUAGGAGUGGAGUGUUGUGGAAUGAAUCUGAAGACAUGGGACCGGAAUAUGGCAGCAUCUGCGUUGAGUAAACUCGAUCUACAUAUCAUCAUCUGUAUGGUUAUUUCGAAGACUUAUUUACCCCCUGGGAAUAUUUCGAAAGUUCUGUACCUUUCCGUUGUACUGUACCAGUUAUCAUUCUAUGUUUUGAUGGAUACUUACUUUAAAUUUGUGGAUUGAGGUUUUCAGACUAGUUCGUCGUCAUGGCUUUUGUUUUCAUGUCGUGUUUUAAAUUUGGAUGUAAGUAAUUUGUUCAUCUUCCAUAAGUUCUUGCUUUGCGUUCUACGGUUUGUGUGCUUUAGGAGUAGUUGCCGGUUGGUGAGACGAUGUUGCAGCUAUUUGAUGCGGUUUUUUUAGAUGAGGAAUGCAGUUAGCUGUUUGAUGCUGCUUUUUAGUUCGUGAAGCAGCUAUGCUGUUUGGUGCCGUUUUUAGAUGAUGUAGCAGUUUUUUGAUGCUGUUAUUAGAUGAUGUUGCGGUGGCUGCUGCUGUGGCUUGCUUUUAUUAUGCUGUUGGUUGUUUGAAUUCCUUGAUUUACAAACUCUGAGUGACAAUACCAUAACCGCAUAUGAGAUCGUGGCUGUUGCUGUGAGUUGACAGUCAAUAUCGUGUAAGAUGAACUGUUUGCGGCACUUGCUUGCUAGCAGUUGUAGAAACUAAUGCUGCUAUUUUGGUAGCUGUGUUGCAGUUGGAUUUAAGGGCACAUCCAAAAUUUGGUUCAAGGUGUGAUAUAUUUAUGUGCAAUUCUUUAAGUCUAAAUUCUGGUUGCCUCCCUCCAGAGCAGUCAUCCUGACUCCUGUAAAUCUCCAUCUGUUUCUUAGGGUUAAUUACAUUAUAAGCCUUGGGUUUAGUCAAAUUACGUAAAAAUCCUUUUAUUUGUUUCUACUGAAUGAAUUUCCCACUCAACAACUGGGAUACUUUUUUCAAACCAUUUACAAAUACCUGAGACUUAUUUUCAAUUGCUAAUUUGGGUUUUAGCUAGAGUUGAAACUCAAGGGUUGAUUUGUAGCUAUCUUUAUUUAUAAGUUCCCUUUUAUAAAAGAAAUGUUGUAUAGUAUUUGUACUUCUACUUGUGGAUUAUUUUUCUGUAGAACGGAGUUCGAGAAAUUAUUUUGUGAGGUAUUUGGAUCAGUUUAGAGUCAUUUGAUUCGUAUCAUUUUUGUAAUUUGACGUUUGUAUAAUAUGAGCCAAUUGUUUUGUUAGUGCUGUGUUGCAGUAAAUGAGACUCGGUAAACCUGUGUAAAUUGUGUACCUUUGAGGAAUUAACGGUGAAAUAUCUUG
Molecule: messenger RNA, 2731 nt
Organism: Striga asiatica
Lineage: Eukaryota; Viridiplantae; Streptophyta; Magnoliopsida; Lamiales; Orobanchaceae
Source: the annotation of a GenBank genome assembly